Molecule: messenger RNA, 459 nt
Organism: Penicillium diatomitis
Lineage: Eukaryota; Fungi; Ascomycota; Eurotiomycetes; Eurotiales; Aspergillaceae
Product: mitochondrial 54S ribosomal protein mL41
Exons: 1
Coding region: 1-459 (152 amino acids)
Biological process (GO): translation
Cellular component (GO): mitochondrial large ribosomal subunit
Molecular function (GO): structural constituent of ribosome
Source: RefSeq, a predicted model, not a curated record
AUGUUCAAACCGUCUCAACCCAUGCUGGCGCGUCUGCGCCUGACCACUAAGCAGGUCAAUGGUGGUUACUAUAAAGGUACCCGUACAGGGUCGAUGGGGCACUUCGACUCCAAGGGCAAUUAUGUGAUCGACUGGACGAAGGUCCGCACUUAUGUUGUUCCUGAAGGUCUUGAUACCUUCAAGGUGAGCCCUUCUAACUGGAAUAAUGCGCUUCCGUUUGAAUGGCUGUUUCUAACCACGAUCGCGCAGCUUACUCCAUUUGUCACCAAGCGCAUGAACCCAACGCCGUCCGCAUACAAGAAAGAAAUUGAACGAAAUGGAAGGACAUACUCCACAAUUGACGGCAUGAAGGGCACGGACUACCUUGAGCAAUGGUACUCUAGUAACCCAGAUGAGGUUCUUGCGCGUGAAACCGCCGAGCAAGAGGCUGUCGAGGGGUUGAGGAGCCCUAAGCCAUGA